AUGAGCACAGGCUUAAGAGGCAUAGGGAGAAUGCGGGACGGGCCUGUCUUCGAGAAGCAGAUCGAUCUUGUUUGCGUCAACUUCAUAGUGGAUAUCCACGUUCACCCACGCAUCAAGGUAUCGGUACCUUCCGUAGCAGGUCUGACGACCUAUGUGGCGGCCGGUCCUAAAGGCCGGUAUUCAGUCAAAAAUGCUCCAUUGUGUGCCAAUGAAUUUGUCGAUAAUAUAGAACCCAAUGCAAGGCUACCGGGAAUGGUCAUAACUUACAUGACCAAUGACCGGAUCUACCUGGGCAUCGGGUAUUCCGCAACUUAG
Nannizzia gypsea CBS 118893 is the source of this 315-nucleotide messenger RNA. RefSeq lists its product as hypothetical. Bases 1 to 315 code for a protein of 104 amino acids. The record is from RefSeq and is a predicted model, not a curated record. Lineage: Eukaryota; Fungi; Ascomycota; Eurotiomycetes; Onygenales; Arthrodermataceae. The transcript is spliced from 2 exons.